CUUAUUCGCUGUCCAAAGGCGAAGUCAUUGUACACCACAUAUCGAGGUUCUGAGCAUUCUUCCCUAGAAGCAUUGGACGGAAUCCAUAUCUCAAAGUAUCUAAUCAAUUACUUGCUAAUGUGUUAAUCAACGAAACAGAACAGCUGCACUGUCCUAUUAGAAUUAUCCCAGCGCAGAGGGGCCCCUAAUUUGAUGAUUUGUACCCAAAUUAUAGCCCCACAAAUAUCCGCCAUCCGCCAAUCACACGUACCUUUCGAUUAGGUACAGAAAUUUGCAUAGUCACAAUUAAUGACUAUAUCCGAUCGGAUGUUGCAAAAAUCCGCGCUGCCGCGUACAGCGUUAAAACGACCCUAUUGCUAUAAAGCGUAAGCGCAAAAUUACGCCAACUUUCAAUGUCUGUUUAGCUUCCGACGACGAAACAAAAUGUCGAUCGAAAGGAAUGGAAUGUUUUACGUGCUGCUCCUCUGUGUAUUUGAAUUCGUCCAUGGGUUGCGAAUCAACAUGACAAUGUUCUCCAACUGCCAAGACGUAAAGCUUCCCUACGAUGAGAUGCCCAUCUCGCUGGAAACGGUACGAUUCGAUCGGGAUUCCCAAGGCGUUUGCGAUACGCUGCAUGCCGAGUAUGAGGUCCGCCAGUCGUCGGACGAUGUUGAAUGGGAACUGAUCAUUACGACGUACCAGUGCGAGCAGCAAACGGACAAAAUAUGUCUGGACAAUCCGAAGGAGUACAUUGAGCCGAUGCAUUGUGACCGGUUCCAUUCGGAUGAUAGUGGGCCCUGGUUCUUCAUCGCCAGCUCCAUGUCCAAUGGUGAUCGGUGUGGACGGUUUACGGGCCGCUACAAUCUAGAUGCAGCUGUGCUGAAGAUCAAGUAUCUGGAGCAGUACAUCGCCAUGGGCAAGGGUACGUAUCGCGUUCGGAUGCUGUUCCACAUCCCCGGCACGAACCUGGACACGCUGAACGUGCGUGGAUGCUGCGAGAUGGACUUCGACGUGAUUGAUUGAUUGAUUGGCUGUGACUGGAUUGGAGACACGGCAGAGACCCGAUAUGCUGAAACUGUACAAAUGAUCACUAUAAGUCGCACGGACAUACAAGUAAAGACAUUCAACUACUCCCUAUUGCAAAUUCUGUCCCCGGGCUGUUUUGGUCAACCGUAAUUUUGAAGCACUUUGCCAACUGUCGGGCAAACAAGAGAAACGGCCACAUUAAGCUCCAAUCGGUACUGUAUUUGAUUCUGUAUCAGAGACAUUCCGUAGUACAUUGGUUUUUAAACGGUUUUGGGGGUACGGUUGAGUUUGGUAGACGACGCUGUAACCUAAAGCUGAUUCACUUUGUUUUCCAAACGAUUCCAAACGAUCACAACGAUUUUCCUAAAGAUUCAAAUACGGGUCAAGGUCGGCAAGGCUUUUCGCUAAGCUCCUCUGUGCGCGCGUGAAUAGUUUUAGCUUAUUGUCUUUGCUCGCGACGAUCAUUCUCUCCCCAUUCUGUGCAAACACAACAGAAGGACAGCAGAAAACUCCUUUACGAAAGUGCCUUGAUGAACCACGAUGCGGUAACCAAUAAAUAAAUUUGAUUUAUUCCUCGAUGUCUGGUUUAAAAAUAAGAGUAGCGCAUACAAACAAACAAACAGCAAACAAAAAAGCUAUACAAAAAAAGAUCUUGUUCAACAAGCAAAU
Molecule: messenger RNA, 1674 nt
Organism: Anopheles stephensi (Asian malaria mosquito)
Lineage: Eukaryota; Metazoa; Arthropoda; Insecta; Diptera; Culicidae
Exons: 3
Coding region: 424-1002 (192 amino acids)
Source: RefSeq, a predicted model, not a curated record